Chara braunii is the source of this 3935-nucleotide messenger RNA. NCBI's taxonomy places the organism in Eukaryota, Viridiplantae, Streptophyta, Charophyceae, Charales, Characeae. The record is from the annotation of a GenBank genome assembly.
AGCUUUUGAUUGCACAAUGCAUACCAGACAACCUGGUAGACGACCUGUACGUUGUUGGCUCCCCCGGCCAAUCAUGAUGCUGGGCGAGAAUGAGCGGCUGAGCGAAGUGAAGAUUUGGAGAACUCAGCGAGUCGGAAUCGUGGUCAUCAGUUUAUAACAGAGAGCUGAGAUGAGAUUACAUUUACGAGUGCCAGUUGUUGUGGGAAUGUUUUGGGUGGAUGGCCCUGCAGCAAACUAGAUAUUAGAAAGAGUCGGAAGUGGAGGCAUGUGCUGCAAGAAAUUUGACGCUGGAUUUCCUAUGUGGUGAGAGUAUGGGACUUGUCAAGUCGAGGAGGCAGCAAGUCGGAAAUUGUCCUCAUCUUUUCGUAGAGGUGAGUCGUGGUCAGGUCACACUCACAAGGGUCGUUUAUGAUGGCCAAGGUUUUGGCAGUGUAGUGGUGGUCCUGGCCCUGCUUCUGUCCGGGAUGUAGAAAGAGUUGGAGCUGGAUGGAGGCACAUGCCCAAGAGAUGUACCACUGGGUUUCCUGCAGUAUUUGCUCUGUCUCCUGUCUGCCAGGAUUUCGAUUGACAGGAAGAUAGCAGACUGGACGAGGCUGAAGUACAGUGGAGGUAAUGGUGCGAGAAGUAUCUCAACGGUGUUUUCAAUGUCAAAUGUGCCGGCAACCCCUAGAAGUUGAGUCCCAUGAUGGCACCGUUACAGAGAAAGACAAACUGGCGGCAGUGGUGGCCCCGGAGGCCACACGAGGAGGUCAGCAAGCCUCCGUGUUGAGCAGUGCAAGCAUCUUUUCUGCGGGAAGCCGAAUGGACCAGUCAUACGUCGUCCUCCCAAGGCGACCAUCCCCGACAGGUCACCAAUUCCCACCUCCAAGGUCUAGAGCAGGGGCUGUUGGUGGUGGUGUUGCUGGUGGUAACCCUGGCCAACCCCAACGCCAUCCUUCUCUUUCUAAUCCCUCCACACCUUCUCCGUCAGCUCCCCAUCCCCCUAAUGUACCUGAUCGGGCCAGGUCCCCGGCUCAGGGUUCCAGAUCGCCAGCACAGGUGGGAGGAGAUGGCAGUGGCAGCAAUGAGGCAAGUAUGGGCAUCGGAGGGGCAAGACCUGACCUUCAAGGGAUGCAAGGUGGAAAAAUGAUGGAGGAGUCGUUUGUGAUGCUUCCCUCCUCAACUGCAUCAAUCUACAGAGGAUUUGGGGAUGGUGGACCUCUGGGAGGCAUUGGUAUGGGGGUUCACGCAGGGAUGGACCACACAAGUAAUGCAAGCCUUGAUGCCAGGAUAUCGGCAUUGAUGAGAGUUCUGGAAAUAACAUCGCAGCAACGAGAGGUUGAUCGGCCGCUAUGCUUGGAGUGCAUGAGGGCGCUCUGCGAGGAGCUUGAUGGAGAGAUCAAGGAAGCAGAAAAAGACAUUGUCGCAUAUGAGAAGUGUUUGGCGAGCGCUGAAAUGGAACAACACGAGGCCUUGAGCGAAGAGGAAUUUGGAGCGGAGAUGCAGAAGGCGGAAGAGCAGGAACGACGGCUGAGGGAGCAGCUCACCUCCCUCGAGCAACAGAAUGGAGCAAUGGAUCUGUGCAUGGCUGCACUCAAUGCCAAGGCUGCUGAACUUGAUGAACUUGAGCAACGGUUCUGGCAUGAGUAUAACGACUUUAAGUUGGAGCUCAUGGCUCAUGAAGAGGAGCGGGAUGGAGUCUUGUCAAAAAUCGAGGUGGCAACAUCACAGCUUGAAAUGUUGAAACACACUAAUGUAUUCAACGAUGCAUUUCAUAUUUGGCAUGAUGGUGAGUUCGGCACGAUCAACAACUUUCGGCUUGGUCGUCUGCCAAAUAAACCGGUGGAAUGGGACGAGAUUAAUGCCGCAUGGGGCCAAGCAUGCUUGCUGUUAUCUACCAUGGCGCAGGCAUGCCGAAUGACCUUCUCGAGCUAUCGCAUUCUGCCGAUGGGGAGCUAUCCUCGCAUUGCCGAUACUCGGAACACGUACGACUUGUAUGGCCCGGUGAAUCUCUUCUGGAGCACCAAGUAUGACAAGGCAAUGGUACUCUUCCUAGCAUGCCUGAGCGAGUUUGCAGAUUUUGCAAAUGCGCGGGAUCGAGCUGCUGACCUGCCUGUGGAACGGUGUUUCAAGCUGCCAUACAAGAUAGAAAAUGAUAAGGUCAAUGGAUUCACGAUCAAGCAGAGCUUCAAUCGAGACGACAAGUGGACAAAAGCACUCAAGUAUAUGCUGUGUGAUUUGAAGUGGGCGCUGGCAUGGGUGAUAAACAAUGCAUCCAUGCACCCACCUGCAUCUGGAUCUGCGUUGGGCUCGUUGGUGGCGGCUUCAGCGAUGGCGGCUACUCAAGCUGGAAUAGCUGGUGGGAUGGACCGCAGUGGAACCGCCAAGCAGGGGAGUAGUGCUUUGGUGGUCCCUGCUGGUCGUGGAGUUCCAGUUGCUGGAGCCAACCAGCCGCAGCUCCAUGGAGGGAGAAUGGUUAACCCAUCUGCAACUGCUGUGCAGCGGUCUCGAGCUGCCAGGGAAUGUUCACAAAGUGAUGCAGAAGACAGGAAGAAGCCAUAACCAUGAUAGUGCUGCUGCUCCUACAUCUUGCAGGAUCAGUCAGAAUUUGUGGAUGCAUGCAUGGUUUGCUCCUAUGUCUGCAGAGUCAGUCAGGAGGUUGCCCCCCAAACUUUCUCCAUUCCUUCCUCUACGCACCGUUGAGCAAUGGAAGCGACAGCUCAGGAGCCUGGAGCAUUGCACAUGUGAAUGGUGAGGUAUGCCUGCAAAUAUCAGUAUCUCCAUCAGCUCCCCAUCCUUUCCCCUUCCUCCUGUACAACUGGGGGAAAUAGUUCAAACCCUUGCCAGUGGUACUCAUGCCAUCACGACAGCUCACUCUUGACUUCAGCGUCUGGAAGGAUAGAUGUAGCUUCAAUUAAGGCCAGUGCCACUGGGUAUUGAAGUCAGAAGUCCAUUGACUCUGAAUGUGGUGUCAUCUUACAGUCUGUUGCGUCACUUUUCCCAUGCCUCAGCUUCUCAGUCUAACUGUCAUGGUGCCCACUGUUCCUUUGACAGCGCUGCGAGUACACAUUCUUUGAUCCUGGAAGGGUUGCAAUCUCGCGAGCGGGGACUGUUACUUUCUUGAUCAUACUGUCAGGACAGUCAGGGCUGCGUUUUGUUGAAGGGAUUGAGAAAGUCCAGUUUCGCUGAGAGCUGUCUAUACCCUCCUUGUAGGCAUUGGCAGCAGCCCUACCGUCUUCCCGCGAACACAACACACCCUCAUUUUGGCUGUAUGGGACCUGAAAGAUAGCUUGUAUAAAGUCGUUAUCAGGGUGCAUUAUGUUCGGGGGAACACGAUAGUUCUCCCUGUGCAGCUGAACAGACUCUCCCCUUGACUGCUAUGCCGUCUCUGUGCCACUGCCCCUUUUAACAUGCUUUCACGCUUAUGGCUUUCUUCUCUGAUGAUUUGCUGUCCAGCUUUUAGCUGUCCUGCCUGUUCACUGAUAUGUCAGGUUAGUACCUUGUGUGAGGGUCAAGCUCCCCUGAUGUAUCCUGUGUAUAGUACUUAUUUGUUGCCAAUGCCACCAAAGAGACGUCCUAAGAUCUGGCUACCGUCUUCACCUGAAUAGAACACCCGGUCAUUAUAGCUGUAUUUGUGCCAACUUUCAGUCCAGAUGCAGCUAUAGUGACCAGGCGUUCUAUUCGGGUGAAGACGGUAGUCGAGUGUGUGAUUUGUCUGGCGAGGCAUGCCUGUAAGACACGGAGGCUUUGUUGUAAAUAUGGAUCCUUUUUUCUUUUUUUUUUUGGAUGGAAUCCGAUGGAUUCAUUUUCUAGAUUGAGGUCAUUUUUCUGAAAGCUCAAGAGUGUUGUGCAGCACUGGACGUUGUGCUUGAUGGAUUGUUUUUAUGCUCGACACACCCCCACUCAUGUGUAUGGAUUGGCGUGGCAUGUGGUGAUGGCAAAGCUGCCUUUAACCC